AUGUCUCUUCCACCUUGGUUUGUCGAUGACGCCAGCUGCGGAACAUCAAAUCCUAUUUCAGGUCUAAUGAAACAGUUCGUGCAGGACAAGUCUUUGCAACGGGAUAGGUUUGGCUAUGAUCAAAUAAAUGAAGGCUCUUCCAAAAGAACUUUUAGGACACGCUCGGAAUUAGACAUACAUGAGCAUGAGUAUGAAAAAUUUUUCAAUCAACCGGAUCGCGAACCUGGCGUUUAUGAUCUAAAUCAAAUGGAUAGGGAACUUCAAACUAUUAUGCACAAUACACAAAACAACGAGAAAUGGGUUCAUGAUUUUUUAAAUCAACCUAAUUUAUUAAAUAAUGAUCUAUUAAAUCAAAAUGUUGAAUUUGAAAAAAUUUUUAAUAAUACUAAUGUUCAAGAUGAAUGGAUCAAUAAGUAUCUAUCUACUGAUCAAAUUCCUAGCAAGUUACACCCUGAUGAAUAUACAGCAUUUGAAAAAGCUUUCAAUGAUGUUAAUAAAAACGUGAAUUGGGAAUCAGAGUUUAAUGCCCAAGAAGAAAAAUUAUGGGCAAAUGAAUUUAAACAACAAAAUGAUAAUGAAUUAAACAAUACUAAUGCAAAAGCGGAAUUAUCUAAGACCGCUGGAAAAUUAAUCGAAUCAGUAAAGGACGAGACAAAUCCGAAAUUUAAGAAUUCGUCCUUUAUGAAAUUUAUGAAGCAAUUGCGUGAUAAUGAAGUUUCAAUAGAAGGAAACAAAGUUGUUGAGCAAAAAUCCCCUGUAUCUAAUGGCGAUAUUGAAGAAGAUUGGGGUGAACUACAAAAAGACUAUGAUAAUUAUGAACCUUAUAGUAUGGGAUAUAAGCUUGCAGUUAGUGAAUAA
Messenger RNA from Scutellospora calospora, 858 nucleotides. The record is from the annotation of a GenBank genome assembly. NCBI's taxonomy places the organism in Eukaryota, Fungi, Glomeromycota, Glomeromycetes, Diversisporales, Gigasporaceae.